AUGGCCGACGAGGGCUUCGACGCGCGGAAGGCGGCGGUGCUGGCGGCGCUGGCGUCGGUGGAGCGCGACAAGUCGCUCAAGGGCGGCCUGGAUGCGCCGAUCGCGGAUCUGGUGGCGGAAAUCAACGGCCACGAUGAUCUCUUCACCACCAGCUCGUGCUCCGGCCGCAUCUCGCUGCUCCUCGAACCGCAUGACACCGCCGCCGCCGCCGCCGCCGCCGCCGCCGCCGCCGCCACCGCCACUGCCGCAGCCGCUCCUGCUGCUUCUGGUGGUGCUGGCGCCGGCACCGCCGGUGCUGCUACUGCUGAAAUAGAAAGAGGAGGGGAAGGAGUUGCGGCGGAUAGCGCGGGCGCGGCGAAGCGAGUGAAGAAGAAAGCGAGGGGCGGCGAGUGGCUGUUGGUCAGCCAUGACCCCAUCGAUCCUGCCGACCUCGUUACUGCCGUCUUCAGUACAAGCACUGCCCACGCGGAUGCCGACGUCAGCAACAGCAACAGCGCCAGCAGCAGCAUUAUCACCCCCGUCACCUGCGCAUCUCCGCCCGCUCUCCCCGGCGAGCUGGUGUUUCGCUUCGAGCCGCUCAUUCUCGCCCUCGAGUGCCGCUCCCUCGCUGCCGCUCAAGCCCUCGUGUCCUGCGCCAUCCGCGCGGGUUUCAGAGAAUCAGGCAUCACCAGUGUGAGCGCAAAGCGCAUCAUCACGGCCGUCCGUUGCUCCAUCCGCCUCGAGACACCGCUGACGGCUGGCGGCGUGCCGUUGGUGGGCGAGGCGUACGUGCGCCAGCUGGCGGCGGUGGCCAACGGCAAGAUGGCGCUCAACCGCGAGCGCACCGAGCGGUUCCAAGCGCGGUUUAAGGAGGAGCCAAUCCUCCCCACCCUUGAGACGUCUCAAAACACUCCUUCUUUCACGUGGCAAGGGGACAGCCAAUCCUCCCCACCCUUGAGACGUCUCAAAACACUCCUUCUUUCACGUGGCAAGGGAAAAGCAGCACGGCGCAGCUCAAAAGGCCAGCAAGAGGCAGCGAAUGGCCAGCUGGCGCAGCAGCAGGGCAACCAGGUGGCACAACGCCAGGUGGCACAACGCCAGGUGGCAGUGCUGCGGAGAGUAGGGGAGGUGGAGAGGCGGGUGCUGGAGCUGCUACGAGGUGGUGUGGUUGGGGAGGCACCGCCUUGCACCGCUCUGACAGCACCUGAACCUGCUUCCACAGGGGCCUCUGGGCAUCCCGCACUGGCAGGCGCAGGUGCAGGUGCAUGCAUGGCGCCGUACCCAUUGCAGGACGUGGCAGGUGGUUGCUGCAGCAGCGCAUGGGAUAUGCCCACAGGAUCACAAGAAACGCAAGCAUCACAAGAAUCAGAAGAAUCAGCUCAUGGAUUGGAUGGAUUCUUCCUGCCAGGAAGCAAGGCACAGGGCGGGCAGCUGCGUGGGCAGGUGGUAAAGGUUCUGGGUCUGCCCGAAGGCAGCCUUUUGCGGUGGGGCCAUUCAGCUGUGACGGUUGUGGGAGCUGUGGGCGCAGUUGUGGGAGCUGUAGGCGCAGGAGGGGCUGGAGCAACAGAUGGAGGUUCAGUAGUUGCAGGGACGUCCGAAGCAGAGAAAGCAAGAGGAGAGACAGCAGGGACAGCCGUGGUGGUGUUUGGAGGGUUCGGGGGGAGUGGGGUGCACAGCAGGCGAGGGGACGUGGUAGUGGUAACAAUGAGAGGGAGAGCGGUGGCGGGAGGGGGUGGAAGCAAGCGGGAAGGGGAGAGGGGGGUCAUGGUGGAAGGGCGUGUUGUGGAAACAAGGGGAAGCGGGCCGAGCCCUCGCAUGUGGCACACUGCCACUGUGGUUAGAGUGGGGCAAGGGAGGGGAGCGGUGAGCGGGAGCGGAGCGGAGGCCAAGGGAGCAGAGAGUAGUGAGGCGAGUGAUAGAGGAGAGACAAAGGAGGAGGAGGGCGAAGGGGAGGAGGGGGAGGAGGGGGAAGAGGGGGAGGAGGAGAUGGUGGUGUUAGGAGGCAGGCAUGGUCCCACAGCUGCCCUCGCUGAUGUCUUCUCCCUCAAUCUCCGCUCCAUGACGUGGCGCCAUACGGCAGCACCAGAGGCACCGUCUGGAGAGGCUACAGCAGCAACUGCAACUACAGCUACUACCCCUGCUUUACCAGAAGCAAUUGCUGCUAUAUCUGGUACAGAUGCUACUGCUGCUACAGCUGCUACAGGUGCACCCGUGGCAAGGUAUCGCCAUGCAGCAGCAGCACUGCGGUCAUCGGUCUUUGUCUUUGGAGGCACGUCCCAUCCCCACGCCCCUCCCCUCACCUCCCUUCAGGUCUUUUCCGCCCGGUCUUUUUCCUGGCUGCCCGACCCCGUGGCAUCCGGGCAGAUGCCUGCUCCUCGCCACUCCCAUGCCAUGGCUACGGUCGGCCCGGAAAUUGUUCUAGUGAACACCGCAUCCAAUGAGGUGUCUCGAAUCCCCGUCUCUCUGCCUCCUGCUGCUCUGCCUGUGCGCCACACUGCCAGUGUAGUGAAGGGGGGCUCCUUGGCAGGGGGGGGUGCAAUCGGAGGCUCUACUGUAGGGGACAGGCUGCUAGUGCUGGGGGGUGGUGCUGCCUGCUUUGCAUUUGGAUCGCGCCUCCACCAUGCCAUCCACUCUCUCCUUCACCUCAAGGCAAAGCAGCUCAAUUCUUCAGAGAACAGUCAACCCACUGCCACUCACUUAUCCCUUCUCUCUCACCUGCCGGCCCGCUGGGAGCGGCUGGGAGACAUGGUGGUGCUGCCAGCUGAUGCCAUGCUCGGGGAGGCUUGGGACAGGCUCGGACCGGAGCUCUGGCAGGUUGUUGCCAAGGCUCUUGGAGCAGCAAGAGUGGCCCGGCAGGCGCCUGUGGCACCCACAUUGACUAGAGACAGCCGGCUGCAGCUGCUGCUGGGGUCCUCCUCGUGGGUGGAGCACCGAGAGAAUGGCAUCAAGUACACAUUCGAUGCUGCCAGGUGCAUGUUCUCGUCUGGGAAUGGUACUGAGAAGCAGCGCAUGGCCGCACUCAGGCUUCAUGACCGGGAAGUGGUGGUAGAUCUUUUUGCUGGGAUUGGGUAUUUCACAAUUCCGUUGCUUGUGCAUUCCCGUGCCCGCCACGUGUUCGCCUGUGAGUGGAACCCUGCGGCUGUCCACGGCCUCCGGUCCAGUCUCGCAGCCAAUCAGGUUUCGCCAGAUCGCUACACUGUGCUGGAGGGGGAUAACAGGGUGGUUGCCCCAGUGGGGGUUGCUGAUCGGGUGCUGCUGGGCUUGAUUCCUUCGAGUGAGGCCAGCUGGAGGACUGCGAUUCGCUGCCUGAAGCCAAGGGAAGGGGGUGUUGCGCAUGUGCAUGGGAAUGCAGUUGAUGUGGAGGAGCAGCAGUGGACUGACUAUGUUGUGGGGGAGUUCGAAAAGCUGGCAAGAGAGGAGGGGAGAAGCUGGGAAGUGAAGGCAAUGCACUUGGAGCGGGUGAAAUGGUAUGCGCCACACAUUCGGCAUGUUGUUCUGGAUGUUUGCUGCAAGCCCAGCUUGGUUGAUGGUGCUGAAUAG
Closterium sp. NIES-65 is the source of this 3519-nucleotide messenger RNA. NCBI's taxonomy places the organism in Eukaryota, Viridiplantae, Streptophyta, Zygnematophyceae, Desmidiales, Closteriaceae. The record is from the annotation of a GenBank genome assembly.